UUCAUUAAACAAAUUUCAACAUUUUAGACAUAUUUAGAUAUUUUCAUAAUAUUGGUUUUCAAAUUCGUCGUUCAAUAUAAAGUUUCGGUGCCUGUCUAUAGUCACAUAAAUCACGUAGUAUCUCCAUUCGAUUCGGCUAAAAGCAGCUGUGGAAAGCGAGCAGCGUCCAGAGCAGCACUGUUGGCAAGACGAGAUACUUUUCGACUGACUAGAAAAGCUACGUUCGCGUUGGGAAAUAGCACCCAACGACGAAUUCGCAGCCGCAUACGAGCUUCGUAGUAAAGAAGAUUUAUACUCAGUGAAGUGGAAAUUUUUUUACUUGUGCAGUACGUACUUGAUAUCUCCAAGAUUGCGGCCGGUAACAGUCCAAAUGGUAACGAGCGGAGGAGGAGCAGAACACGUCUGCUCUUGCUGAUGCUGAUGUUGCUGCAUCGACUUAGAGCACGACGCUGAUACUAAACGCUCCGAUCAUUGCGACUAGACGCUCAGUGAGCAAGCAAACUUCACGACAACGGUACAAUAGUAGCAGCUGUGGUUCCAACAACACUGAACGCAAGCCCACAAGCUGAUUGAAUUUUAUCUAUACGAAAUAUUACGGAAAAUCACAUUAGCAAUUAUUUUUUCGAGCUAACUUUUUUGUUAUUAAUUUGCGCCAGAAGAAAUCUUAAAGGUGAAAACCGUUUGCCGACGAACGUAAAAAGCCGUGUAACCUCGUGUAACUUCGUUGGACGUUUUUACGCGGCAUGUGCGAAUUCGUGAUUUGUAAAUAUUAUCUUUUCGACUUGAGAUGUUCGGCGGUGCCUCUGUGAACGCAUCUAAGCAAUGAAAACAAUAGACUUUUGUUUACUUUGAGACGUCGCAUAAAACCACUAAAUUCCAUAAAAAACCAAACAAUAAAGCAGCGAAAUGACUUCGUAUUAAACACGCUGGAGUGCAACAACAAAAGUAAUAAGCCAAGCAAAAAGUUCGAUUGCAAAACGAUUAUGAAAAACAAGCAAAAUCAUAAAAAAAUCCCAAGUGUAAUUUUACUUUAAAUUCCAAAUUUCCAGUUAAAAAAGUCUCGUGUGUGCAGUCUGCUUCUCGUUAUCAGUUCAUUCUCAGUGGAACACAAACGCACAUACAUACAUCCAAACGUACAUGCAGACAUUAUUUGUAGUGCAUAAAGGCAAAUAGCAAAAAAUAAAUAAGAAAUUUAUAAAUACACAAAUCAACAGCAGCGAACAAUUCAUAUUUUGUGUGAGUAUGUGUGUCAACAAUACGUCAUUCAUCAAAAUAUUAUUGUAUUUUAAGUUGCCUUACCUUGCGUGUUGUUGUUUUUGGCGCUAAUGCUUUUUUUUUCUUGACUGGAUGCUGUUGGUGCUUGAAAGCUUCAUUAAUUCUCAUGUGUUCCAUACAAAAACAAUACGCCAGCUAAACAGCUUUUAGUAAAGAAUUCUAACUAACUCUACGUUACUACUACUUUUUCCAAUUACAACAAUUUAAUAUCUUCGAUUAGUUACUAUGCAUUCUUGGUUAGAAAUUUUAAGUUCAAGUCCGAUAGAACAAGCAGAAUUUGCCGAUGCUAAUGAAAGAAUUGAGAAUAAUAAACGAUCAAAGACAAGGAACUCAAAUAGACGACAACAUUCGAAAUCCAACAGAGCAAGUGGUAACGUUGGCAGCACUGUAGGUGUAUUCGGUUCUAUCGGCGCUAAAUUCAAUCGCUUUGAAGAGGUUGGCUAUUCACAGCUCAGUGAACGGGACGCAGAAUUAGGUAAUAAUUCUGAAAGUGGCGAAUAUUCCAGUAGCAGCGUAGAGGAUCUUUUUGUUAGCCGUCCUCAUCGCAAGGUUAGAAAGAAAAUGCAACAAAGAGGUGGAUAUCCUUUACGAAAUAUGCGUGGUGGUUCGGAGUAAUGAACCGAGUCUGUGGAAAGAUGUCUAAGGCAAAAAUGUUUAUAUAUUCAUUCGUAACACAAGCCUACUGAAAACAUGAAAGUCGUAUCUUUGGAAACCUAAAAUUUUAAUCCGUUAUUGCCAGACAACAAGAUGUGUAGGUUGAAAAUUUGAGCUCAGCAGACCCAAAUGUACCUAGAACCUUACGAAAAAAGCGAAAAAGAAAGUAAAGGAAUUAAUUUUUGUUUUCUAGUGUAAUUUUUGGAAACAUCUAUAGUUUGAUUGUAACAUACGUAUAUAAAUUGAACCGUCAAAAUUGAACCGUGGACUGGUGGACAGAAUUUAUAUCAAUACACAAAGUGAAUGUACACUUAAGUUGCAUUAUUCGA
This is a messenger RNA of Teleopsis dalmanni, 2258 nucleotides long. RefSeq lists its product as uncharacterized. The record is from RefSeq and is a predicted model, not a curated record. NCBI's taxonomy places the organism in Eukaryota, Metazoa, Arthropoda, Insecta, Diptera, Diopsidae. The coding region runs from base 1501 to 1890 and encodes 129 amino acids. The transcript is spliced from 4 exons.